Molecule: messenger RNA, 2515 nt
Organism: Pseudo-nitzschia multistriata
Lineage: Eukaryota; Bacillariophyta; Bacillariophyceae; Bacillariales; Bacillariaceae
Source: the annotation of a GenBank genome assembly
CUGACGCAUUGCGUUUCAUUUCCACAAGAGAGACGGCAAGAAUAGCAGCAGCAGCAGCAACAACAACAACAAAAGCAAGAACAGCAGUAGCAGCAGCAACAAAAGCAGCAGCAGCAGCAGCAGCAAGAACAACAAGACAAGACAAGACAAUCCAGAGCUGCCAACCCAACCCAACGCAACCCAACGCAACCCAAACCACCAGAAUGCCGAGUCGAAGAACGAGAACCCACCGGCAAGCAACGAUCCGGGCGCUGGGCGCCGCCGCCCUGGCGUGGGCCCUGCUGGCCGACCACACCGCCAGCGGCUUUUCGUCGAGCUCGAACCCCGAGCGGACAACUCCCUCAACGACGACGACGACGAAGUCGGCGUCCGUGUCGUUUCCUGCCGACCGGAGAAAGGCCUUUCGACUCCACCACCAGCACGGCGUGGACCACGUGAACAACGGCUGCAUUGACAGCGACAUUGACAGCGAGAACAGCAUCGACAACAGCAACGACAACAGCAACGACAACAGCAACGACAACAGCAACGACAACAGCAUCGACAAAUACAACGACAACGACAACAACAACAACAAAAACAAAAACAAGGACACCAAGAAGGCCCGAAACAGCAAGGACCCGUGGCUGAGCCUCCUGGUGGCCGCCUCCUUUGUGGUCUCGGCCACGCUGGGCAGCGGCCUCCCGGCGGGAGCGGAAGAUCCCGUCUCGCCAGCCAGCACCAGCGCCGGUGGACUCGGCCUGGUCUCGCCGGGGACCGCCACCAUCGAGGCACGGGUCAGGGACGGGGACACCCGGGCCCUCCUCCGGUCUACCGAAACGGCGGUCACCAGCCUGGCCAAGACCGCGCUCCUGGACGGGGAGCACCGGGCCGCCCUGGCGGGAUCGGUCCAGCGGGUCUUCUCGGCCGCAAAGACGGAGCUCUCCUCGGUGGAGGCCUGGAGGGAGGUGGUGGGCAUCGUGAGGGACUACGGGGCAGACCUGCAGAGGGAGACCGAGGUGGUCGUCCGGCCCCCUUCCGAUCUCAGGCGCAUGGUCGACGACGCGGUGGACCACCAGCGGGUCAACCUCCUGGUCAACGGGGAGAUCCUCCAGAUCACCGCAGAAUACCGUGCCGGGACCAGCGAUCCGAUCGCCGCCGGGGACGCAUCUUCUGCCGCCGCCGUCGCCGUGGUUCAGCCCGACGACGAGUGGGUCCUCCGCAUCCGCGGCUACAAGGGUUUCGAUCCCACGGCCCUCAGCCUGGCGAUGGAGCCCGCCCGGUACGAGCGGAGCACCCCGCAGUGGCUGAGAGACUGGAACGACUACUGGAAUUCGCCCCUGGACCGAGACAGCGGCCUCGGCAGGGUCUUUGGCCAGGGCGCCACCCACGGCGACGUUAUCGUCGUGGAGGGCGCGGCGGCCGUAGCUCUUUCUUACGCGAUCUCCUACGCCUAUUACGUGAGCGAGAACGAAAAGGCCGAGGAGGAGGCCCGGCAGAAGGCUGCCAAGCGUGCCGAGGCCGCCAAGAAGAAAAAGGAGGCCGCUAGGGCAAAGGCCGCAACGGCCGAGCCGGCGACGAAAACGAAAACGAAGACAAAGAAGAAAAAGGAAGCCGCUAAGACGAACCAAGCCCCAAAGAAAGCGGCCGAGCCCGUCGCGGCCAAGGCGGUCGCGCCGGUCAACGUUUCCGGGACGAUGAAGCCCCUUGCGGCCGCAGGAAAGACGGGGGAGGCCGCCGGCGGGGACGACGACGACGACAUCAAGGUUGUCAUCGACUUUGACAAGAAGGGAAAGGUCCAGCUCACCGCCAUCGAACCGCAAACCCCGUCUCCUGUGGCACCCGGGCAGCGGAAGAAUGGCCUCCUGCCCUUUCUCCAGGCCCUCUACUUUCCAUGGCUGGGCUUUUUCUUCUCCUCCUCGCCGAAACCCGGAGAGGACAACCGGCCGAGGAUCGUCGCCCUUCUCCAGGCCCUCUACUUUCCCUGGGCCGGGGUCUUUUUCCCGAGGCUGGAACCCGGUGCCGAGCAAAACCAAGAACCCUCCUCCCAAUCCCCGGCACAAGCACAAGCACAAGCACAAGCGGGAGCCGGCGGCGGGGACGGCGGAGGCAACAACGGGGUGUUGCCCUUUGUCCGCGCCCUGUGCAUUCCGUGGAUCGGGAUCCUCAUGGGGAAGUGAUGCCAAACCUCGGCGACGCACAACGACGAAUCUCACACCGUUUCCGGGCUAGGGAAACGAACGACACGAGCAACGAACAACAAACAACGAACCUCGAGGACGAAACACGCCGCGUUCGGGGCUUGCGCACCCACAUCUUAUACUAGUAUCGUACAUUCUCCGCAUCACCAAAGUCUCACACACUGCACAAGUGCAAACCACACGAAACGAAACCGCAGCAGGUACGGUGCUGCCAUACCAGCGCGCUACUAUUAGUUUGUCGUGCCUUUCCUUGCCGCACCCUCGCAGGGUCGCUGGGAGCAGGCAUGGAACCUGUGAUGGAACACAACACAACACAAUAAUUAAUCUCUUGAUGG